UCCAUGAAGCUAUCACUUGAGCGGUGCCGGCAGGAGCAGACAAUUUUUUUGGGCUCCCUGGGAUGAUUGCGAUCGAUGGUUAAAGAUAAUAAAUGGGAUAGCUUAGGACUGACCGCAGGGGAUCAGGCGGAUUUACGCUUUAUUCUGCUCUGGACCUUGAGUUUCAGUAUUCUUUAAAACACCAGUCGUAUAUUAACUACAUUUCCAACAUUUUGUUUUUCUUUCUAUUUUUUGUUCUAGAAUUAUUUAGACACGAUAGCUACUCACCUUGGUAAUUUGAUCUCCGUAUGCUGAUGCGUUAUGAAACCUUGAGCUAACGUUCAUUUGUGUUAGGUUCUAUGUCGAUCAUGAGUGAGAAAAUCACAUGUAAAUAAUGACACUAAACCUAGUCGCCUUCAGUACACUGUUGACGAUUUAUAUUUCCAUUUGUAUUGAGGUAUAUCUUCAGCUUGCAUGCUACGUUUAAAUAGUAUACAAGUUUUUAUACUAGUUUUAAAAUGACACAAAAGCAGUACUGAUAUCUAGUAAUUAAUAUAAACAUGCCCAAUUCACACAGUUCUUUGCUCAUUUUGGAAUACAAGAUUCCACCAACCAAGUAACUAUCAUAGAUAUUAAUUCAAUUCUAUUGGUUAACUUCUAAACUGGGUGAUUACUAAAACCUUGCCAGCAUUUCUUUUAAUUACACUUUUGUUUGCUUGUCUGUCUAUCAACUUGUAAUCUUAUUUUAUUAUUCGUCUGACCUAUCAACAUUCCAGAUACUCUGAUUACCACAUACGUUCAAGUAAACUGCACUUCAAUGCAGGUUAGAUCUGUCUAAUGCAAUUCUGGACUUAUUUCAUUACAUCACCAUUGCGUUAUUACAAUUCAAAUAAAAUCAUUGGAAACUAUCGUACCAGUGUUAUUUCACUUCUGAUAGUUGUUAGUGCAAAUCCCAGUAUUGUUUCAAGUCUACCACAAUUACGGAAAAGUCUAAUACUGUUGUUGAUUCAAUGCUAUCACUACUUUAGCCAAACGUACAAUCAAUUCCAUUCGGAUUCCAUUUAUUAGUGUACACGUUAAUAGGUUUAAUUAUUUAAAUAUACAUUUAGUGGUGCUAUUCAAAUUAUCAUUCAAUCUAUAUGUAAUCGAUUGCUGACCUUAAGCAUAUGAACACGACGUUGAACUGCCACACAAGGAACACUAGGCUGAUCUUCCUGGUGCCAUCACGGCACAUAUAUACAAAUUUUGUAAGUAGGAAAACUAAAUUAUUGGUAGAGAAGAGUAUUCAUCUAAAAAUACUCUACUAUAAUUGUGGAUGAUUGUGUAAUCCCCAUAGAAACACAAUUUACGUCUGACCAUCAAAAUUUCAAUAAAGUGUUGCAGAAUUAAAGAAUGGAUAUUAUGCUAGCACAUAAGAUCAUAACUCCGCCUGUAGCUCUUCCAGAGUUACUGCCGGUCCCAAGCCCGGGUAAAGGAGGAGGGUUGGGCAUGGGGUUAGCGUCCCCAUCCCGUAGAAACCUAACUCGCUAAAAAAAACGCUAACCAGAAAAAAUAACUCAAACCAUUUAAACUCUGCCCUGGGAGUUAGAGGUAAUAUGACGCUUCAUGGUGAAAGCCGAGUUCCUUCGGAAGCCACGAGGCCGAUGCCCCUCCUAACAACCAGAGCAACAAUUUUUAUAGGUACAUGGAACGUCCGGACAAUGUGGGAGACCGGGAAGACCAGUCAAAUAGCAACGGAAAUGAGGAGAUACAACUUGGCAGUACUGGGAAUCAGUGAAACCCAUUGGACCCAAGCUGGACAACAAAGGCUAAAUACGGGAGAGAUGCUGCUAUACUCCGGUCACGAAGAGGAAAAUGCUCCACACACUCAGGGAGUUGCUCUAAUGCUAUCCAGAGUAGCACGAAAUGCACUUGUAGGAUGGGAAUCUCACGGAUCCAGAAUCAUCAAAGCAUCAUUCAAAACAAAGAAGGAGGGGAUCACAAUGAACAUUAUCCAAUGUUAUGCACCCACCAAUGAUAGCAACGACGUCGUUAAGGAUCAAUUCUAUGAGAGGCUGCAAUCAAUCAUAGAGAAGUGCCCGAGAGAGGACCUCACCAUUCUGAUGGCAGAUCUAAACGCCAAAGUCGGAAUGGACAACACCGGAUAUGAAGACAUCAUGGGACUACAUGGACUGGGAGAGAGAAACGAAAACGGGGAAAGAUUUGCAAAUCUGUGUGCAUUCAAUAAAUUGGUCAUAGGCGGUACAACAUUUCCACACAAACGUAUACACAAAGCUACAUGGAUCUCACCGGACCACACCACAGAGAACCAGAUAGAUCACAUUUGCAUCAAUAAAAAGUUCCGAAGGACAAUGGAAGAUGUGAAAACCAGGAGAGGAGCGGACAUAGCUUCAGAUCAUCACCUAGUUGUGGCCAAAUUGAAACUGAAGCUAAAGAAGAACUGGACAACUGGACAAACAGCAUCACAAAGGUUCAAUACAGCCUUCCUUCGAGAUACUGACAAACUCAAUGAAUUCAAGGUCGCGCUCAACAACAGGUUCCAAGCCUUACAGGAUCUACUGAAGGGAGAAGAAACUACUAUGGAGGAUAGCUGGAAAGGUAUCAAAGAAACAUUAACUUCAACGUGUCAAGAGGUUCUGGGCCCCAAAAAGCAUCAUCACAAGGAAUGGAUCUCUACAGAAACACUGGACAGGAUCAAAGAAAGAAAGAACAAGAAGACAGCAAUUAACAACAGUCGAACAAGAGCAGAGAAAGUCCAAGCACAAAUAGAGUACAUAGAAGCAAACAAGAAAGUGAAGAAGAGCAUUAGAGCUGAUAAGCAAAAAUACGUGGAAGAACUAGCAACGACGGCGGAAAAAGCUGCAAGAGAAGGAAAUAUGAGACAGCUUUACGAUACGACGAAGAAGCUUGCAGGGAAAUACAGUAAACCAGAGAGACCAGUCAAAGACAAAGAAGGAAGACCAAUCACUGAGAUUCAACAACAGCGCAACAGAUGGGCAGAGUACUUCGAGGAACUCCUGAACAGGCCGGCUCCAAUGAAUCCACCGGACAUAGAAGCAGCACACACAGAUCUUCCUAUAAAUGUCAACCCACCAACGACAGAAGAAAUCAGAAUGGCCGUCAGACAAAUCAAGAGCGGGAAAGCAGCAGGACCUGACAAUAUACUGGCUGAAGCGUUGAAGUCAGACAUCGAAGUAACUACAAGCAUGCUUCAUCUUCUAUUCAAGAAGAUUUGGGAGGAGGAACAAGUGCCGAUGGAUUGGAAAGAAGGACACCUCAUCAAGAUUCCAAAGAAAGGAGAUCUGAGCAAGUGUGAAAACUACAAAGUCAUUACACUACUGUCAAUACCGGGUAAAGUCUUCAACAGUGUGUUACUGAACAGGAUGAAAGACGCAGUUGACGUUCAACUUCGAGAUCAACAAGCUGGAUUCCGUAAGGACCGGUCGUGCACAGACCAGAUUGCGACACUACGGAUCAUCGUCGAACAAUCAAUUGAGUGGAACUCGUCACACUACAUCAACUUCAUUGAUUAUGAGAAGGCAUUUGACAGUGUAGAUAGGAGGACGUUAUGGAAACUUCUUCGACACCACGGAGUCCCUGAGAAGAUUGUCAACAUUAUCCGGAACUCAUACGACGGACUACAGUGCAAAGUAGUGCAUGGAGGACAGCUGACAGAUGCAUUCCAAGUAAGGACCGGAGUCAGACAAGGCUGUCUACUCUCUCCCUUCCUCUUUCUUCUAGUGGUCGACUGGAUUAUGAAGACCUCGACAUCUGAGGCAAAACACGGCAUACAAUGGACAGCUCAGAACCAAUUAGACAAUUUGGACUUUACAGAUGACCUAGCCCUCCUAUCGCAUACACACGAACAAAUGCAGAUAAAGACAGCCAGCAUAGCAGCAGUCUCUGCAUCAGUAGGCCUCAACAUACACAAAGGGAAAACCAAGGUCCUCAAGCACAACACGGAGAACAGCAAUCCAAUCACUCUUGAUGGCGAAACUCUGGAAGACGUGGAAUCCUUCACAUACCUGGGAAGCAUCGUCGAUAAACAAGGAGGUUCAGAUGCAGACGUCAAGGCGAGGAUUGGCAAAGCUAGAGCGGCAUUCCUUCAACUGAAGAACAUAUGGAACUCAAAACAACUUUCAACCAAUAUCAAAGUCAGAAUCUUCAAUACGAACGUCAAGGCAGUUCUACUGUACGGAGCUGAAACUUGGAGAACUACAACAACCACCAUCAAGAAGGUACAGGUAUUUAUUAAUAGCUGUCUACGCAUGAUACUCAACAUCCAUUGGCCGGAUACCAUCAGCAACAGCCUUUUGUGGGAGAGAACCAACCAGCUUCCAGCUGAAGAGGAAAUUAGGAAAAGACGAUGGAAAUGGAUAGGACAUACAUUGAGGAAAUCAUCAAACUGCAUUACGAGACAAGCGCUAACUUGGAAUCCUGAAGGGAAGCGGAAAAGAGGAAGGCCAAAGAACACAUUACGUCGGGAAAUAGAAGCAGAUAUGAAAAAGAUGAAUAAGAACUGGAAAGAGCUUGAAAGGAUUGCCCAGGACAGUGUUGGAUGGAGAAUGCUGGUGAGCGGCCUAUGCUCCUUCACGAGGAGUAACAGGCGUAAGUAAGUAAGUAACAUAAGAUCAUAACGCUGUUUGUUACAAAGAUAGUCAUUAAUCCACUCUAUCUAACUGUAUAAAAUGUAUGUGAACGUCUGCAACCGUGAGCCCUGGUGACACGGAUGAUACACAUUCACCCAGUAUUUUCUGUGCAGUACAUCCGGUCACAUAGACUGUAUUCAUAAUUAACCACGAAUAGAGGGUAUGACACCUUGUUGAAUGGAUUAAAUCAUCUGCAAAUACUAGGUUUGAAAAAAUAAAGAACAUGGGAUUAAUCAUACUGAAAAUUUAUUCCUAUUAUAACUAACCUUCUACAAAUACUUACAUUUUGAAACAGUUAGAUCGGUCAUAUUUGUUAUAGAAGUUUAAUCUCAUGAUGCUGUGAAUUUUGUUUAGGAAUCAAGUUACCGAUUAACGUAAAGCUCAACUAAGAUUAAUUUUCUCAAAACCUGACUAUUAAUCAGCAUAAAUAAAACAUGUAUUCAGACAUAGGUUGUGGUCCAUUUUCACUGCAUUAUAGAUCCUCAUCUUUGAUUUUUGUAUCCUUCAUAUCACUCGGUACAACUUAUCCGUCACAUAGACAAAUGAAGGACAGCUUUUAAUUCACUAAAAGCACUUAGUAGUAGACUAUAUUGAAAUACCUCAGGUUUUAAAAGUGACGACAGUGAACUUCGAACAGCUGCUACAGUAAUUACAACUAACCUCACCUAACUUGGCAGCUGUGGCGCGGGGAAGAUGCUUGGCUGACAAACAAAAAACGCGUAGGUUGCUCAACAGUCAGUUUUGUUCAAUUUUAUGACAGUGAAUCGUGGCCUUUGAGAUUAGAGGAUACUCGUAGGUUACUGGCAUUUGUUCAUAGGUGUCUUAGAAACAUUGCUAGGGUGAGCGAUGUUGUUAGAUGCAGUGUACUAGUUAAAGAUAGUGAAUCGAUUAUCGAAGUGAUUCUUCAUUGACUGAGUUGGUUAAGAUAUAUACUAGGUAUACCGAACCACCAUUUACCUCGACGGGAGAUAUUUCCUGGUGUGGAAGUAAAUUGAAGGAGGGCCAAAUCAAGAGGUGGCAUCAGUACAUGAAGUCGUUGAUUUUCGAGCUGAGCUAUGUACGUAAGUGUAGACCGUCUGAUUGGGGUUCGCGCGAUUAUCGACGUGGUGAUAUAGUUUAGGAUCGGUUGUAAUGACACAGAUACAUUGGUCCUGUCUUCCCUUAGAUCUUUAGUUUAAAAAUUUCAUGCUCUCAAUUCCGCGAAUUUGUUCAUUUCGAAUGGUAAUAUCUGCUCCUACCACGCUGGUAUUUUAUCGAAAUCCUGAACC
This is a messenger RNA of Schistosoma spindalis, 5896 nucleotides long. Lineage: Eukaryota; Metazoa; Platyhelminthes; Trematoda; Strigeidida; Schistosomatidae. The record is from the annotation of a GenBank genome assembly.